AUGUCUCAUGGUGUUAAUCGCUUCGAUUUCCUUACCAGAUUUGCGCAGUCGGUGGAUCAGGUACCUCAAUUUCAUAUAAAUUGCAAUAAAUGUUUUCAAAUUUAGUGCAUCCGACCUUACAGUUUAUUAGACAUCCCAAGAGGAUGGCAAUGGAAGUUGUAUUGGUUUAGUGUCCAUAUUCAUGUCGCCCUCACCUCCAUAUUGAUGGUUUUGGGGAUUUCUUGUUUCUGUACGGGUGUCCAACAGUCUUUUUUAUACGAAGAAAUAAACUGUGGAGAUGGGGUCAGCAUAACGGCACCUAUUGCCAACAUUGUAAGUGGUGAUUUCUUUCAUUGAAACCUUUCAGUUUGUGGUUUAUUACUCUCUUAUGGCCGUAAAACAACAAAACAAUUAUUGGAGUGUGUUUGAACAGUUUGUGAUUACAGUUGUCGUCUUUAUAUUAAACAUCUUCUUCUUGAUGGAUCAGUUGUUUAUGGGAAUUCGGUGGAGUCGGACCACAUCAAGAGAUGACCAGAACUGGCCCUUGCAUUUUAUGGUGGUCGACUUCUUACUUGUGACUGUUCUCUCUGCAAUUGGUGAGUUAAUCUGCGUUAUAUUGAUCUUCUGAUACUUAGAGAUAACCUGCGGCAUUGUCAUUGUAUUGUACACAUUAUUGAUUACAAAUUGGGCGUCUUGGCAACAAAGAGCCCAAAGGAAUAUUGCCUUGGCCAAUCAACGGAGGAGGUCGUAA
This is a messenger RNA of Bursaphelenchus xylophilus (pine wood nematode), 730 nucleotides long. The record is from the annotation of a GenBank genome assembly. NCBI's taxonomy places the organism in Eukaryota, Metazoa, Nematoda, Chromadorea, Rhabditida, Aphelenchoididae.